AUGUACUUUGAUGGAGCGUCCCAUAGAGAAGGAGCUGGUGCUGGAGUCGUCUUUGUGACAUCCCAUGGAGAGGUGCUUCCGUAUUCCUUCACUUUGACUAAAAAUUGCUCAAACAAUGUUGCAGAGUAUCAAGCUCUAAUUCUGGGGUUGGAGAUGGUCGUGGACAUGAAGCAACUACAUCUGAAAGUCUAUGGUGAUUCAAAGCUAGUGGUGAACGAACUGCUUGGAGAAUACGAUGUAAAGAAGCCUGAGUUGCUCCCGUAUGUCGACUAUGCGAAAAGGCUCAUGGGAUGGCUUGGAGAUGUUACGAUCGAACAUGUGGUCGAGAAAGAAUAA
Messenger RNA from Striga hermonthica, 336 nucleotides. The record is from the annotation of a GenBank genome assembly. Lineage: Eukaryota; Viridiplantae; Streptophyta; Magnoliopsida; Lamiales; Orobanchaceae.